This is a messenger RNA of Rosa rugosa (rugosa rose), 3358 nucleotides long. RefSeq names its product G-type lectin S-receptor-like serine/threonine-protein kinase At5g35370. The transcript has a single exon. Lineage: Eukaryota; Viridiplantae; Streptophyta; Magnoliopsida; Rosales; Rosaceae. Gene Ontology annotation, molecular function: ATP binding; protein serine/threonine kinase activity. Gene Ontology annotation, biological process: recognition of pollen; protein phosphorylation. Bases 368 to 2878 code for a protein of 836 amino acids. The record is from RefSeq and is a predicted model, not a curated record.
UAUUGCAAUAGCUACUGGUAGAACUUUACAUCAAUAAUGGAGAUAAGGAGGAAAAAAGCACAAGUAUUUGGCGAGUGGAUGAAAAGGGUGGACAACUAGUUCUUGUAGUCAAGAGCCUGAUCAUUUUAUAUUGACCAGUCUUUAUCUAGUACCUCUCUGAACUUCUACUAUACUCUUUUUGGUACUACUUUUCAUUAUCGCUCAAAGUUGAAGACUACCAGAGUUUCUAGUGCAUGGACUUGAAGACCAAGUUUUAGACAAAGUCUCACCUAGGUUGUUGAAAAUGGACUAGAAACUGUAGCUGACACUCCCCUCAUUCAUCAUGUAUUUGAAUGCUGAAACACAACUCAUUCACUAACCAUUUGCCAUGGAUUUGUUGUAUGCAUUGUGCUCGUCUUUCGCUACCUUCAGCUUAUGCUUUUUGCUCUUCCCAAUUCUCACUGCCUCGAGCCCCAUCCUUAAUCACUCCAUCACUCCAAACUUCACAGCCACAAAUAUGCAAUUCGUUGAUAAUUCCGGUGCUUUCCUGGAGUCUCUGAAUGGCACUUUCAGAGCCUCUAUCAAUACUCUAGAAUCAAUCCACUCGCAUUUCUACUUCUCUGUCAUCCAUGUGGCCUCUAACACCAUCAUCUGGUCAGCCAACCGCAACACUCCCAUUUCAUAUUCUGCUAUGCUCUCACUCACCAUCCAUGGCCUUAGCAUCACCGAUGACUCGAAUAGAGUUGUAUGGUCCACACCCUCAUUCAACUCUAAUAUUGCUGCUCUCCAGCUUCUAGAAACCGGGAACCUCAUCUUGGUUGAUGCACAAAAUGUCUCUCUCUGGAACAGUUUUGAUUCUCCGACAGAUACUCUGAUCAUUGGACAAAGAUUGUAUGUUGGUACAUCAUUGAAUGGUGCUGUGGGAAACAAUAACUUAUCUGUGGAUGAUUACAGGCUUGCAGUUACCAGUAAGGAUUUGGUUCUGAAAUGGAAGGGUCAAACUUAUUGGAAACUAUCCAUGGAAACCAAAGCUUUCAAGAAUUCAGAUACACCAGUGUCCUAUAUGGAAAUGAAUAGGACUGGUUUGUAUUUGUUUGGGGCUGAUGGCUCAGAGGUUGUAUUUCAAGUUUUCUUGGAAACCUCAGAUACAAAGAUUGCGAGGUUGGGAUAUGAAGGGGUUUUCAGCAUCAGUAGCUUCAUAGGAAACAAGUGGGUGCAGGACUUUGUAAAGCCAGUUGAUAUCUGCCGACGUCCAUUUACUUGUGGAAAACUGGGAUUCUGCUCGAAUGAGAAUCCGACUUGUAUAUGUCCAACAGGUUUCCAUAAUGAUGCUCAGGAGAAUGAUGCUUGUGUGCCAAUAGAAGACACCAUCUCUUUGCCUUCUUCAUGUAAUGAAAGUGGAAAUGCCGGUAAGUUCAAUUCCUCAACUGUUUAUUUGGAACUGCAAAAAGGCAUGGACUAUUUUGGUAAUCGUUUCAACCAGCCUGUGAACCAUGUGAUGAAUUUAUCACUAUGUCAAGAUGUAUGCUCACAAAACUGUUCUUGCCUAGGCAUUUUCCAUGAAAAUUCUUCUGGUUCUUGUUAUCUUCUCGAAUACGAUUUAGGUUCCCUCAUGCCUAUGACCUUUGGUGAGGAAGGUCUAUUAGGGUACAUUAAGGCUAUCUCAACUGUGUCUGUAAUCCCUGAUGAGAAUAAGAAACAUGGUUUAGCAGUAUCAAGUUUGGCGGUGAUAAUAACCUUUUCAGGGUUCGUGUUAACCACCAUGCUGGUCAUGAUCAUAAUAUGGUUGAGAAAGAAAAGGUAUGAUAGAAUGACCUUUGGACGUUUGAAUUCAUUCUCAACAGCAGAUCUUGAGGUGGUCUCCAUCCCAGGUUUGCCAGUAAGAUUUAGUUAUGAAGAGCUUGUUGCUGCAACUGAAAAUUUUAAUAAUCAAAUUGGCAGUGGUGGAUUUGGUACCGUGUAUAAGGGCAUUAUAGCAGACAAGACUGUAGUGGCAGUGAAGAAGAUCAGUAGUUUGGGAGUCCGAGGGAAGAUGGAAUUUUGCAACGAGACUGCUUCAAUUGGAAACAUCCACCAUGUCAAUCUUGUCAAGUUAAGAGGUUUCUGCAUCCAUGGGAAGCAGUGCUUUCUAGUUUAUGAGUAUAUGAAUAGAGGUUCACUGGAGAAGAUUCUUUUUGGGAAUGAGUCUAAUGAUCCUGUCUUAGAAUGGCAAAAGAGAUACGAAAUAGCGCUUGGAAUGGCACGGGGUCUUGCUUACUUGCACAGUGGAUGUCAACAGAAGAUCAUCCACUGCGACAUUAAGCCAGAAAACAUUCUUUUGCAUUCUGAUUUUCAAGUCAAAAUAUCAGAUUUUGGGCUAGCCAAGCUGCUAAGCCAUGAAAAUUCCAAACUAUUGACGACACUGAGUGGAACUCGGGGCUAUCUUGCACCUGAAUGGCUCACUAGUCAUGGAAUCACUGACAAAACUGAUGUAUAUAGCUAUGGAAUGGUUUUACUGGAACUGGUUAGGGGAAGAAGAAAUUGCUUGUUUCAGUGCAGCAGUACUGAAAGUGAUGUCAGUGAAGGAAAUGGACCAUCUUUCAUUUCAACCAGUUGGGACCUUGGGAUGGUGUAUUUCCCUCUACUUGCACUAGAAAUGCAUAAGCAAAGAAGAUAUAUGGAACUAGCCGACCCGAGGCUAGAGGGUCGGGUGAGGAUUGAGGAGGUAGAGACGCUAGUGAGGGUAGCGUUAAGUUGUCUACAUAUAGUUCCAACACUAAGGCCAAGUAUGACUAAUGUGGUUGCUAUGUUGGAAGGAAGAUUACAUAUAGGGGAGCCUAGGGUUGAGGCACUAGAGUUCUUGCGAUUGUAUGGUGGGAAAACCACUGGGACAUCCAGAUUACUCACAAGGAUCGGUUAAGCAGAAUAAGUUUCUUGUACCUACCAGCAAUUAUAUACCAUUGAUUGUAAUGUGAAUAGUAGUUUAGUACAUUUGUAGCUCUUCAAAGCAUAGUUCUUUUAUAGGAGGUUAUUUGCUGCAUGCUUUACAUGUAAUUAUUUCCGCUGUUAAUAAGCUGUGUAAAUAGAGAUUUAUAGCAGGCACUUUCGUCAGUAAUCUCAAGUUUGAAAUUUGACUUGCUUAAUAAAUGAACAGAUGCUGAUGCUUAAUCUGUUCAUUUAGAACUUCGCUUAAAUCGGCAAAAGUCUUAGGCUAUGUCCGAAGAUAGUCAUUUGUUACUAAAUGAACAGAUGCUAUGUCUGCGAGUUCGUGUGUUUGCUUGCCUAAAUUUAUUGUUAAAACUUACUCAUCUGGUACAUUGUUUUGUAUCCUUGAUUUUUUUGUUUUUGGUUGAUAGUUUCCCUCUGGCGGUUUGCUCUAAUUGCUUGUCAAUUAUUUGAA